Molecule: messenger RNA, 637 nt
Organism: Triticum aestivum (bread wheat)
Lineage: Eukaryota; Viridiplantae; Streptophyta; Magnoliopsida; Poales; Poaceae
Exons: 1
Coding region: 95-427 (110 amino acids)
Source: RefSeq, a predicted model, not a curated record
CUUCCCGGGCCUCCUUCUCCAUCCAGCCAUUGCCAAUCCCCACCUCCUACCAGCUCAAUCACACUUCACACCAGUACCAAGCAAGGCAGCCUCCAUGGACGCGGUGGAGUCAUCGUCGCCCUACUCCCCGCCCUCGCUGCGCCACAAGCUGCGCACCACCGUCUCCAGCUGCUUCGGCUCAUCAUCGUCGCCGGUAAGCGGCGGGGUGAGGCCGCACACCGGCGGCGGCAGGGCCAGGUGGAGGCGGCGCGUGGCGGUCGCGGGGGAGUUCAGGUACGACCCUCUCAGCUACGCGCUCAACUUCGACGACGGCGGCAGCGACGACGGUGACGCCGACGGGGAGGUCGCCGCCUUCCGGCACAGAAACUUCAGCUCGCGCCUGCCGCCCUCGCCGGUGCCGGCCUCCCGAGCCGUGGCAAUCGCCUGAACUGAAUUCUAACUCGUAGUAGCAGCAAACGUCCUUUCUAACUUUCUGUAGCUUCUGUCUCUCUGAUUUUUCUUCUUGUAUGAACGAGACGAAUCACUACAUCUGUAAAAGCAGUUUAUACGGCCGCGGAAACGUACGUACCGAGGAGUAGCAAUAGCAUCAUGUACUUAUAUACACAUAAGAAUCAAAAUCAGUCCAUUCUUAAAGUUC